GUGAUCUUGAAAUCGAAAUAUAUUUGGAUUCCACUUCAACCCCGCCAAAAGAAGCUUCUCUCCUUGAUCACCGCCGGACAAUUGCAACAACUUCCUCCGCUUCUGUCACAUAAGCCCAUCUGCAUAUUCGCCAACAUGUCUCGCGUUGUUGACGGAAAGGCACCAGGGCAAUCGGCCGUUGCGCGCAAGAGAACUGGCAACAUCCCUUCAUAUGCCCCGAAUCAGACUCUCUAUGUCACGAAUAUUCCAUCCUCGAAAAUCCAAAAGUCAGAUCUGCGCAUCUCUCUCUAUAUGCUAUUCUCUACAUACGGUCCUGUCCUCGACGUGGUAGCUCUCAAGACCACGAAGAUGCGUGGCCAGGCUCACAUCGUGUAUCGAGAUGUACAAACGGCGACCCAGGCUAUGAGAGCUCUGCAAGGAUUUGAGUUGUUCGGAAUGCAGAUUCAAAUUCAAUACGCAAAGUCGAAGUCAGAUGUUAUUGCAAAGCUGGACGGCACAUUCAGAAUGCCAUCAGCAGCUGCAGGAGAGUUUACGGCUACUGAACUACAAAAGAGCAUUUUCGACGCUCCACCAUCCGCGGCAACGACUGCUGCAGCAUCGGGAGGAACAUUGAAGCCACCACCUGGACCAAGUGCUGAUCAAACCAUGGAGGAUGCGAGGAGCCCGACAGAUAGUGUGGCUGGUCUGAAGAGGCGGCGAGAUGAGGAAAGCGAGCCUGAGGAAGACAGUGAAGGCGACGUUGCUAUGGACGAGGACAGUGAUGACGACUAGGCUAAGCUCUAUGCUUGAGAUCAUUUUCGGUGUUUGGAGUUGGUGGAAGGAUUCAUCAUGUGGCGUGGCAUCAACAAAUUGGUCUAAUAGCUACAUAUAUCAGCGCGGAAUUGAAGACCAUUUUAUGUAUGAC
Molecule: messenger RNA, 904 nt
Organism: Cadophora gregata
Lineage: Eukaryota; Fungi; Ascomycota; Leotiomycetes; Helotiales; Ploettnerulaceae
Gene: MSL1
Product: U2 snRNP complex subunit msl1
Exons: 3
Coding region: 136-771 (211 amino acids)
Molecular function (GO): RNA binding
Source: RefSeq, a predicted model, not a curated record